AUGUCAUUCGUACCAAACCAAGAGAACCGUCGACCACGUUGGUAUUUUGGUGGUGUCGCUGCUGUUAUUGCGGGGGCAGCAACCUUUCCAUUGGAUACGAUUAAGGUGGUCCUUCAAACUCGUCCGGGUAAUUUGCCUGCAACUCGAGUAAUCUCAAAACUUAUACGUGAAAAUGGCAUAUUGAGCUUAUACAGAGGUUUGACUGGAUCCUUGUUGCGGAAUAUGUCCAAUGCAGGAAUACGAUAUUGUGUCUACGAAACCUGUGACUCGCACAUAUGCACUCGCACCACGUCGGAGAAAGUCAUGUUGACUGGUGUGGCCGCCACAAUAGGUGGUUUGGUGGGCAGUCCUGCUGAUAUGGUCUGCGUGCAUAUGCAAAACGAUCUCAAUUUGCCCUACCACGAAAGAAGAAAGUAAGAGGGAAUAAAAAGGGGGGAAAAAAAAUUACGAAAAUUUUUUUUUACGUAGCUAUAAAAAUGCCGUCGAAGGUCUUCGCCAUGUGGUUCAGCGGGGAGGCUUUAAAAAAUUAUUCCGUGGCGUUGGACUUUCAACUUGCAGGUCUGUUUUAAUGACUGUUGGUCAACUUGCAUUCCUCGAUCAAAUGGAAGAUGUAAGC
Glossina fuscipes is the source of this 616-nucleotide messenger RNA. Its product is annotated as mitochondrial dicarboxylate carrier-like. The transcript has a single exon. Gene Ontology annotation, molecular function: sulfate transmembrane transporter activity; oxaloacetate transmembrane transporter activity; antiporter activity. The coding region runs from base 1 to 417 and encodes 138 amino acids. The record is from RefSeq and is a predicted model, not a curated record. Gene Ontology annotation, biological process: phosphate ion transmembrane transport; succinate transmembrane transport; oxaloacetate transport. Lineage: Eukaryota; Metazoa; Arthropoda; Insecta; Diptera; Glossinidae.